Pseudophryne corroboree (corroboree frog) is the source of this 3361-nucleotide messenger RNA. RefSeq names its product zinc finger protein 84-like. The record is from RefSeq and is a predicted model, not a curated record. Lineage: Eukaryota; Metazoa; Chordata; Amphibia; Anura; Myobatrachidae. The coding region runs from base 359 to 1579 and encodes 406 amino acids. The transcript is spliced from 4 exons.
UUAGGGGAAGGAGGGGGGAGGAGAAGUUUCCUGUGUGUGUGGAGAGAGGAGCAGGGGUGAGGACGCUGGUGCUGGGCUUGUUUUUCACUCAUCAGCUGCUUGUUUUUAUUUUAGAGUUAGCAACAUUGGACACAACACAUUUCAGUGGAGGCGGCGGGAGAGGAGGUGACGGUGACCGGCAGUGAGGUAAAUUAAGGAGCUGGAGUCCCACUAAGAAUAGAAGACAGGGCUGCAGAAAGAGAUGGGAAAGGCUCCUUGUUCCCUGAUCUAGAAAACUAAAGAUAUAAUUUCUUCUUUAGCUUCUGAAUGGUUCAAAGAAACGAUUUUCAUUUUAUGGAUAGAAGUUUUUAUCCAUUACAUGAUGAGUCUCACAGGAGAGAGACCACAUCUGUGUUCUGAGUGUGACAGAAACUUUACACAUAAAUCACAUCUUAUCAGACAUCAGAGGAGUCACACAGGAGAGAGACCAUUUAUAUGUUCUGAAUGCAGCAAGUGUUUUUCCCAGAAGUCAUCUCUUGUUAUACAUCAGAGGAGUCACACAGAAGAGAAACCAUUUAUUUGUUCUGAAUGCAGCAUGUGUUUCUCCCAGAAGUCGCAUCUUGUUAUACAUCAGAGGAGUCACACAGGAGAGAAACCAUUUAUAUGUUCUGAAUGCAGCAAGUGUUUUUCCCAGAAGUUAUGUCUUCUUAUACAUCAGAGGAGUCACACAGAAGAGAAACCAUUUAUUUGUUCUGAAUGCAGCAAGUGUUUCUCCCAGAAGUCGCAUCUUGUUAUACAUCAGAGGAGUCACACAGGAGAGAAACCACAUCUGUGCUCGGAGUGUGACAGACGCUUUACAUGUAAAUCAAAUCUUAGCAGACAUCAGAUGAGUCACACAGGAGAGAGACCACAUCUGUGUUCUGAGUGUGACAGAAGCUUUACAUGCAAAUAUAAACUUAUCAUACAUCAGAGGAGUCACACAGGAGAGAGACCAUUUAUAUGUUCUGAAUGUAGCAAGUGUUUUUCCCAUAAGUCAUUUCUUAUUCGAGAUCAGAUGAGUCACACAGGAGAGAAAUCAUUUAUAUGUUCUGAGUGCAGCAAAUGUUUUUCCCAUAAGUCACAUCUUGUUAUACAUCAGAGGAGUCACACAGGAGAGAAACCAUUUAUAUGUUCUGAGUGCAGCAAGCGUUUUUCCCGGAAGUCACAACUUGUUAUACAUCAGAUGAUUCACACAGGAGAGAAACCAUUUACAUGUUCUGAAUGUAAGAAGUGUUUUCCCCAGAAGUCAGAGCUUGUUAUACAUCAGAGGAGUCACACAGGAGAGAAACCAUUUGAAUGUUCUGAAUGUAGGAAGUGUUUUUCCCAGAAGUCGCAUCUUGUUAUACAUCUGAGGAGUCACACAGGAGAGAAACCAUUUACAUGUUCUGAAUGCAGCAAAUGUUUUUCCAGGAAAUCACUUCUUAUUAUACAUCAGAGGAGUCACACAGAAGAGAAACCAUUUACAUGUUCUGAAUGUAGCAAGUGUUUUACUAGAAAGAAAACACUCAGUAAUCACAUGCAGAGUCACUCUGAGGGCCUGAAUGCAGCUUGUGUAUCAUAACUAAUGUAACUUAUCACAACUGUAUGAAUUCAAUGGAACCAAUAUUUAUUUUCUGAAUGUGACAAGUGUUUUAUAUAAAUCUGUCUUGAUAAAGACAGGAGAGGUCAGACAAGUGGACCUGGAGGUACUUUUCCCCUUGGGAAGGUCUCUGUGUUAGGAACUAGAGCUGCAGUAUAACAAUAGCCAAUGACCGUGGGACUGCCAUUACUGAGCUCUGUAAUAUACAGCGUUCUGAUCAUGCAGGUGCUGGGACUAGUAGAGAGUUCCAGCAGCUCCUCUCAGUACUGGGAUUCCUUCUCUGACCAGCAGGGCUAUGAGUGCUGGGUAUUUCUACAGGAACAAUGUAUGCUGCUUUGUUUCACCGUAUGGGUUAUUGUACGGGGUGUUAUUUUUAACCACUUUUAGAUGCCAUUUUGUCCAUGUUUAACUCCCUUUUGUAUGUGUAUGACCUCAUUGCUUUAUAUACUGUACAUACUUUUUAUUAGGAUUAGUGCUUUGCAGACAUAUAGGCACCAGUUAGAAAUAAAGUCUCACGUUAAGUUACAAGUUUUCUUUCACCUUUGACAUAGUGUGAAAGACAUAGUGAGUGGGAAGUGUAUACAGCUUUUAGGGUGGUUGAUUAUAAUAAAUAAAUGUUCCUGUUAUCAGUAUCUCAGAUGGAAACUGUCUAGUAAGAUGUUUGGGGUAUUGUGUACAUAAGUAGGGGAAAGGGUACAGUUGUCUAGAAUAACAUAAAUUAUGUUAUCCUGAAUGACUACUGCACCCAGCGUCACAGACCCUGAAUGUAAUAUCUGGUAAGACAAUGUUAGUGUAUCCUUGCAGGGUUAUAAAGCCUAGAGACUUGCACAUAGCAAGUAGUUCUAAUGGAAGCUAGGUAUGGCUGCAGCGGACCUAGACUUCUACAAACCCCCUCCAGCUUUUAACUUGCAACAAAGUUAUUAGGCGGGACCCAAGAGAAUGACUGAACUACAUUAAACUACUUAGUUAAUCGAUGACCAUCAUCUGGGACAGAUCUUAUAACAUCUGGGAUAAGAGCAGAGUGUAUCUGAUUUCAUUAUUUUUGGCUCUUCACAAGAUAUCUCCCAUGAUAAGAGAUGUGAAUAAAGAAAAGAGAGUGGAACAGGCACGGCGAUGGAUUGAGAGUGGUGAAACAUUUCAUGAUGUCAUUUUCACAGAUGAAUCGUCUGUUGCCCUUGAGCGGUUCUCCAGAAUGUCAUUCCGGAAACGUAACCAUAUCAUUAAAACCAUGCCCAAAGCAUCCAUUGAAAGUCCAUGUAUGGGGAGGCAUAUCACGAUUAGAAGCUGGUCCCCUAUUAUUUUUCGAAGGGAUCAUGGAUAAGACAUUUUUCCAAGAAACAAUAGUAGAGGGAUGUAUGGUGCCAUUUGUGAAUAAAUAUUACCCAACUCACCAUAGGAUAUUCCAAGACAAUGAUCCUAAACACUCCGCCUCAGCCAAAUUUAUGGAAGAGAAAGGUAUGAAUUGGGAACGCACACCACCAGAAUCACCAGACAUGAACCCAAUCGAAUUAGUGUGGGCUCAAUUGAAGAGGUACAUUAGGAGUGUUGCGAAGCCAACAACAAAACAGCAGCUGUUGGAUGGGAUAAAGAAAUUUUGGCUAGAAGUACUCACACCUGAACAUUGUAAUAAUUAUAUAAAUCACCUGUAUAAAGUAUUACCUGUUAUAGUCGAAAGAAAUGGUCAAGCCACAAAUAUGUAGUUCUGUACUGUAUUUUCUGUUUAAAAUUUUAAAUUGGUGCAUUAUUAAAAAUGUUUAUAAAAUU